CCGAGAACACGCCACGAUGGAUGAUAAAAAGCAACGCCUGAGGACAGACUAUGGAUUCUUCCUCACAUAUCGCACACGCUGGAGCGACAAUGAUCAAUACGGACACGUCAAUAAUGCAAUUUACUACCACUUAUUCGAUGCAGUCGUAAAUACCUACCUCAUCGAACAAUGCGGAAUGGAUCCCAUGAAAUCCGAACACAUCGGACUUGUUGUCUCCUCGUUCUGCGAGUUUUUUUCACCUGUGGCAUUUCCAGACGUACUGGACCUUGGCCUGAGGGUCACUCGUCUUGGAACCAGUUCAGUUACCUACGAAGUGGGGGUGUUCAAAUCGAAAGCCUCCUUCCAAGAGAGGAACGAGGUGUCUGACAUGGUUUGUGCUGUUGGCGGAUAUACCCACGUUUUUGUGGAGAGUGCUUCUCGCGGGAGCACUCCGAUGAGUGGGGUGUUGAGAUCUAACUUAAUGAAGUUAGCAAAACAGACCCCCGCUCCUGCUAUCUCUAAGUUAUGAAACUUCUGGUCAGACGGAGUUGACCGCUAAGUAUGGCUUCACUAGAUUACCAGGCGACCCCAUGACACUGACAGUUUAUGUACCAC
Pisolithus orientalis is the source of this 594-nucleotide messenger RNA. RefSeq names its product thioesterase. Lineage: Eukaryota; Fungi; Basidiomycota; Agaricomycetes; Boletales; Pisolithaceae. Gene Ontology annotation, cellular component: mitochondrion. The record is from RefSeq and is a predicted model, not a curated record. Gene Ontology annotation, molecular function: fatty acyl-CoA hydrolase activity. Bases 17 to 508 code for a protein of 163 amino acids. The transcript has 3 exons.